UUAUCAAAAAAUGGGGCGCGACACCUCAUAGAUGGGCUCUAUGUUCCGCCUAACGACCCAAAACUCAAUAAAUUGCUCAGGAAACAACUCCAACAAACUGCUGGCAAGCAUUGGUUUGACAUGCCUGCUCCAACUCUCACUCCCGAGUUAAAGAAAGACCUCCACCUCUUGAAGUUAAGGAGUGCCAUGGAUCCCAAGAGACACUACAAGAAGGGUGACUCAAGAUCAAAACUCUCCCAUCCUAUAUUUGAUCAGGUGGGGACUGUAAUAGAGUCUGCUUCAGAAUUCUACGCGGGUAGACUUACCAAGAAGGAGAGGAAGGCUACCCUUGCUGAUGAGCUACUCUCUGAUUCUAACCUUGCACAGUACAGGAAGCGCAAGGUUCAAGAGAUUGAAGAGCAAAAUCGACCUGCUGGGUUUGACAAGUGGAAAAUAAGAGGACGGAAGUCCAUGAAGCGUGCUAAGCAAAGAAGGCAUUGAUUGAGUUUUUAUUCAUCUAGAAAGUGAAGAACUAUUCAGCUCCCGUCAUUUAUGUGGAAAGGAAGAGAAAACAAACUUGUACGAAAUUUUGAUAGAUUAUAUCGCUACAUCCCUUGUAGAAUUCGCAUUGGUUUUGGCCGACUGAUGAGAUGCAAAGUGUCAUAUUUUCAUGCCUAGCUUAUUUUGGUAUUUGCCAA
Messenger RNA from Coffea arabica (coffee), 677 nucleotides. The record is from RefSeq and is a predicted model, not a curated record. Lineage: Eukaryota; Viridiplantae; Streptophyta; Magnoliopsida; Gentianales; Rubiaceae.